Molecule: messenger RNA, 1695 nt
Organism: Colletes gigas
Lineage: Eukaryota; Metazoa; Arthropoda; Insecta; Hymenoptera; Colletidae
Product: proclotting enzyme-like
Exons: 6
Coding region: 10-1533 (507 amino acids)
Biological process (GO): proteolysis
Molecular function (GO): serine-type endopeptidase activity
Source: RefSeq, a predicted model, not a curated record
CGGCGACGCAUGUCGUCGUUCACGAUGGUGCUGGUGCUCGUGGUGCAAACGCUCGCGGCGAUCCUCGCGAUCGCUGACGCGAGCUACGUCGAUCCCGAGGCCAGAUCGAUCGUCGUCGACUCCUCGAUCGAACAGGGGCACGAGGAUGAUAACGCGGUGAUCGUCGAUGCUGCCAUCAUUUCGGGUGGGCGAUUCGAAUCGAGGGACAGUCGCGGUAUUCUGUGGAACGGAAUAUCUAGUCGCGAUACCUGUCUGACGUCGAAAGGUGAGGUUGGUCGUUGCACCAGCUUCAAAGAGUGCUAUCCCUAUUUCAAAAUCCCCGAUCUGAGCGCCCUGGACGGUUGGGUCCUCGGUGUUUACGACACCUGCAGUUACGUUCGAGAUCCUGGCCAAACUAGCUUCGGGAUUUGUUGCUCUAACGUACUUCCGGUCGUUACGCCACCUUCGAGCGAGAAGGACGAGACUGACGUAGAAGAUGCACAGGGAACCGACAAAGAUGAGAACAACGACGCAACGACCACGAAACGACCGCCUCAAACACCAGGUUCCUGGCCACCGCCGAUACCGACGCAUCCACCCGACCACACCAUCCCACCGCUGCCCACCCACCCGCCGUAUUUCGAUUUUGUGACGAUCUCCACGGUGAAACCGAUCACCACCACGAAUAAGCCCACCUACGGUACGACCUGGCCGACCAAGAGACCCGGCUGGUGGCCGGGUACACCGACCGCGCCUACCACCACGCAGAGAUCCACCACGGGAAGUUUUUCUGGCACGGUCGGAUCCCAAUGUGGAGCGAAGAACGGUAAUCAGGACCAGGAACGCAUUGUGGGUGGUCAGAAUGCCGAUCUCGGCGAGUGGCCUUGGGUCGCGGCGCUCUUCAACUCCGGACGACAAUUCUGCGGCGGGUCGCUCAUCGACGAUAAACACAUUCUAACCGCGGCUCAUUGCGUUGCCAACAUGAACCCGUGGGACGUGGCGAGGCUAACGGUUCGUCUUGGCGAUUACAACAUCAAGACCAACACGGAGAUUAAACACGUCGAACGACGAGUGAAACGAAUAGUCAGACACAGGGGCUUCAAUCUACGUACCUUGUACAACGACAUUGCUCUUCUGACUCUCAGCGAGCCCGUUCCGUUCACGGCACAGAUACGACCCAUCUGCCUGCCAAGCGGAUCCCAGCUGUACGCUGGAAAGACUGCGACGGUCAUUGGCUGGGGUUCUUUAAGAGAGAGUGGCCCGCAACCGGCAAUUCUUCAAGAGGUUUCGGUUCCAGUCUGGACUAAUAACGAAUGCAAAGUGAAGUACGGUGCAGCAGCACCCGGUGGUAUCGUGGACAGUUUUCUUUGCGCGGGACGGGCCGCGAAGGAUUCUUGUUCGGGCGACAGCGGCGGCCCUCUGAUGGUUAACGAUGGACGCUGGACGCAAGUGGGAAUUGUCAGCUGGGGUAUAGGAUGCGGGAAGGGCCAGUAUCCGGGCGUUUACACGAGAGUAACGCAUUUCCUGCCCUGGAUUAACAAAAAUCUAAAGUAAAGGAGAGGAGGUUAAUACAGGUGCCACUCGUUCCAAUCGAUAAAGUAUUCAAUUUUGGUCGGUAUCAUUCUCACAAUCAUCCAAUAACGCGACGCAUCAUCAUGUAGAAUAACGAGACUUUGUACACACAUAAAAACAGCCCUCAUUCGCUCGGUCAAGAAA